AACCUAAAACCUUGUUGCCCUAAAAACAUCAAAUGUAAAACCCUUUCUUCAUCACCAUCAACCAUCAACCUCUCCUGCAAUUCUUCCAAUUCCAGAUGGAAGAUUUCAUCAAAAACCAAACAUUUGCAAUCCACGCAGUCGCAGGUGCCGGAGCUGUUACAUUCGGAACUGCCGCAACUUACCCCUUCGAGACUAUUAAAACCCUCAUUCAGGUUGGAUCAGGUCCUGAUAAACAGUUGAGUGCAGCUCAGGUGUUUGAUAGAGUGCGUAAAUUGUCGGGCAAUUCCGGGUUAUACAAUGGUUUCGGGUGGUUGGCUACAGGGAGAAUGUUGGGCGUUGGAGCACGUUUCGGUACCUAUGAGUUAUUGACGGCUUUCUAUAAAGACGGUCGUAAAGACAACUACGUGUACGUCUCCGAAGCUCUCAUGGCAGGAAUCGUAGCAGGUGGUGUGGAAUCACUAAUGAGCUCUCCGUUUGAGCUUUUUACGAUUCGUGCACAGGUGGCAGCCGCUUCUCGGGUUCCAAACACUUCUACGAAUUUACAAAAAGCGUCUGUAUCCACUUCAGUUACAAAACUACUGCGUGGGUAUAAUCCAGACGUCAAGGCACUGGACCAUUCGGUUGGUCUGUUGUCCACCCUAGACACUAAACGUUCGAACUUGACGGGCUCUCUGAAAGAGUACCCGUGGAUGAUGACUGGGACUGGGAGGGCCCCACCUGUGUAUCAUGUUAGGCGGCCCAUAGACGUUAUAUCUUUAGAAGGAUGGGGUGCCAUGUGGAGGGGUAUACGAUCAGGGUUAGUUCGUGAUUGUAUAUUUGGUGGUGUGUUUUUUUCCAGCUGGCAAUUUCUGCACCGCGCGAUGCUCGACUGGAAAGCUGUUGGGAUGGACCCCAUACCAAGCUCGGAUGAAGAUAUUGGGCCGUUACACCCAUUAGCCGUUAGUCUGGCAGCUGGAUUUUCGGGCUCGAUUGCCGCAGCAGCAUCCCAUUCGUUUGACACUGCUAAAUGCCGAUCACAAUGUCUUGUGCUGCCAAAGUAUAUUACCAUGGAGAGAAAGUUUCUUAGGUGGAGUUUGCCAGGAAAGAGGUUCGAGAGACUUACAGGCAUUCAUCCUCGGGAUAGAAAUAUACUUUUUCGUGGCAUUAGGUUGCGAAUGGCAUGCAGUGGAGUUGCGUCCUUUAUUCUUACAGGUAGUUACUUUUUCAUGAUUGAUCACCUAGUUUCAAGAUGAGCAAUAUUCAUUGUACAAGCUUAAUAAGGGUUUUACAACUUUUGCCAAACAUUAAACCACAUGAUAUGUCAUUUGAAAAAAUCUUUAAGUUAGAAAAAGGAGUUACCUUUGUUGACAUUU
Molecule: messenger RNA, 1352 nt
Organism: Helianthus annuus (common sunflower)
Lineage: Eukaryota; Viridiplantae; Streptophyta; Magnoliopsida; Asterales; Asteraceae
Exons: 6
Coding region: 96-1232 (378 amino acids)
Cellular component (GO): mitochondrial inner membrane
Molecular function (GO): S-adenosyl-L-methionine transmembrane transporter activity
Source: RefSeq, a predicted model, not a curated record